AUGGUCGCUGCUGUUCAGGGCCAGGAGUUGGCCGAAUUCCGGCUGGCCAGUUACUACACCAACAAUAUGGUGUUGCAAAUGGAGCCAAAAAGCGCCGUGAUUUGGGGCUACGGUCAGCCAGACGCCGAAGCCGUCAUUUCCUACGAAAGCAACAGACUGUCGACAACUAUUAAUGCCAACGGCGAGUGGAGCAUAACCCUUCCACCGCAUCCACCCAGCGAGUCCAUCGAUUUCGCUGUUCAACAGAUUAGCAGUUUUGGAAUGGUUACCAUCCCUUUGAAAGCGGCGUUUGGUGACGUUUGGGUUUGCUCGGGACAAAGCAACAUGGCAAUGUCCUUGAACCUGAUUUACAACGCUUCAGAGGAAAUAAACAAAACCAUAGCCGACUACCAGCACUUCCGGCUUCGAAAGGUGUCGCGGAACACCUCUCUAGACAUAGAAUUGGACGAGGCAACCUUCAAUUACGAUUGGACCGCUCCAGAGGAAGAGCGUGUUCCCAAUUUCUCCGCUCUGUGCAUCCUGUUUGCCGAGCGCCUCUCUGACGCUGUGAACGCCGCCUUUCCCAUCGGGCUGAUCGACGCCACCUGGCCUGGCACGAGGAUCGAAGCGUGGUCCUCGAGCAGGGUGUUAGAAUAUUGCAACACGCCGCUCGCCACCAACGAGACCAAUCGCAACGCUGACUCUGCUCUGUGGAACGCGAUGAUCGCUCCGCUGACCAGGACGUCAGUCAAGGGAGCAAUUUGGCUUCAAGGCGAGCAAAAUAUCGACUACAAUGAGGAUUAUUACGCCUGCCACAUUCUGGCUCUGGUCAACGAUUGGAAACGGACUUUUUUCCAAGGGGAAGUGGCUGGUGAAAAUGGAGUUGCAUUUCCUUUUGGAGUUGUUCAGAAUGGUCCAGUCUGGAUCAAUUACAACUACAAAUGGGGAGACAUCAGGUGGCACCAGACCGUGGAUUUGGGCGUUCUUCCCAAUGCUCUUCUACCCGACGCGUUCACUGCUGCCUCUUACGACCUCACUGACCAUCUGUCACCGACAGGAAGCAUACACCCCCGCGACAAACAAUCCGUGGCGGACAGACUAGCAAAUGCUGCAAGGAGACUGAUUUAUAACGAAAACCUCAGUUUAUACGGGCCUGUUCCUGUGAGUGUUGAUCAAUUGGCUGCAGACUCGCGAACGAUCACUUACGACAGAAACGUCAAGCUGGUCGGCGCGGCGGGCUUUGCUUUCCAACUGCCAGAUGGGAAUUAUGAACUGAGCGACGUGAUCGCAAGCACCGCCAACUCGGUCACCGUCGCGGUGAACUCGACUGCCGUGCAAUUGCUCUACGCCUUCAGCUCCUACGUCUGCGAGUACAAGCAGUGUGCGGUUUACAGCGAUGACUUCGAAAAUUUGCCUGCUCAAGCGUGGAAGUGGGAUUUAUAGCCAAACAGAUGAAACGAAUUUGAACGACAACCUUGAGACAUUGGUUCUGCAGAACAUAUUAUUAAAUUAAAAUUGUUGAUAU
This is a messenger RNA of Cloeon dipterum, 1504 nucleotides long. RefSeq names its product sialate O-acetylesterase-like. The record is from RefSeq and is a predicted model, not a curated record. Gene Ontology annotation, biological process: carbohydrate metabolic process. The transcript is spliced from 11 exons. The coding region runs from base 1 to 1422 and encodes 473 amino acids. NCBI's taxonomy places the organism in Eukaryota, Metazoa, Arthropoda, Insecta, Ephemeroptera, Baetidae. Gene Ontology annotation, molecular function: sialate O-acetylesterase activity.